AUGUCAUAUAUUUCUUCAUUAAAUUUACUUGGAGACGAUUCGCCUGUACCUCUUUCCGAAGAAGCCCUCAGUGAGGAGCUUGCCAUCUGGGCUAAUGCUCAAUUCACAUUUGAUACAAAGCCUGGCCAAGCUAUUGCGGAUGAUUCCUACAAGGCUGUUGCUGAACAACAUGGUCUUUUUGCAACAUUUGCUGGCUUAAAUGAUUUGCAACCACAAAACAACAAUUUGAUGAACACUUAUUUGAAUAACAACAAUUACUUACUACCCUCUACAUCUUCCUCUGUAAAAUCCAUUCAACCUACACCACAACCACAACCACAACAGCUCCAAUCUCAAUUAUUACCAAGAAUAGCACCCGCACCACUCCAACAACAACAACAACAACCACAAACCCAAUCUCCCAUUCAACAAAACCACAACACACCCUCUGCUCCUUCCAAGAAACGCAAAGCAUCGAUAGCUAUCAAAGAUUCAAAAGACGAGGAACACACGGAUGCUAUUGAAGAAGACAAGAGAAAGCGAAACACAGCUGCGUCUGCUAGAUUCCGUAUGAAAAAGAAAUUAAGGGAGCAAGCUUUAGAGCAAACAGCUAAAGAGAUGACUAUCAAAGCCGAAGCACUCGAAAAGAGAGUCAUUGAGCUAGAAAAAGAAGCCAAAUGGUUGCGUGCGCUUGUGGUUGAAAAGGAUCCUGCUUUAUUGAAUACAGAGUAA
Mucor velutinosus is the source of this 711-nucleotide messenger RNA. RefSeq lists its product as uncharacterized. Gene Ontology annotation, biological process: regulation of transcription by RNA polymerase II. Gene Ontology annotation, cellular component: nucleus. Gene Ontology annotation, molecular function: RNA polymerase II transcription regulatory region sequence-specific DNA binding; DNA-binding transcription activator activity, RNA polymerase II-specific. NCBI's taxonomy places the organism in Eukaryota, Fungi, Mucoromycota, Mucoromycetes, Mucorales, Mucoraceae. The transcript has a single exon. The record is from RefSeq and is a predicted model, not a curated record. The coding region runs from base 1 to 711 and encodes 236 amino acids.